Drosophila ficusphila is the source of this 852-nucleotide messenger RNA. Its product is annotated as thioredoxin domain-containing protein 17. Gene Ontology annotation, molecular function: protein-disulfide reductase [NAD(P)H] activity. NCBI's taxonomy places the organism in Eukaryota, Metazoa, Arthropoda, Insecta, Diptera, Drosophilidae. The record is from RefSeq and is a predicted model, not a curated record. Gene Ontology annotation, cellular component: cytosol.
UUAGCUUGUUUUGUUUUCCAAAAAGCCCCGACACCUAAAGUCAGGUUUCUUAAAGGAUAAACCCAACAAUCCAUUGUUUUUUUGGCACAAAACGAGCCGAAAUUUUCGUUGGAGACAAAAUGUCCCAAGUUUGGUUGCCGAAAAAUUAGAGUUUCGAUAGACGGUCGGUGGUGGUAAUUUCCAGGGCUCCAAAACGGCGCAAAAGAGGAAGAGUGAGAGUGAGAGGAAGAAAGAGAGAGAGAGAUUGGGGAGACCGGAGCUUGAAUUGCUCCGAUUGCCGAUAAGCCCAGAAAUCCAAAGCGAUAAGGUCGUGAUAAAAGUCGCCGCGAUCACGAAUCUUCCGGAAUCAACCUGGACUUGCGAUCCGCAGCCGCAACAACCACGAGAACCCCAAGAACCACGAUAACCGCAAGACCGCAAGAAAGAUGCCCGAAUACGUCCCGGCGCGCGGCUUCAAGGAGAUGGAGAACCUGCUGAAGCUGCACGAGAACCAUCGCAGCCCGAUCUACAUCUACUUCUAUGGCGAGAAGGACAAACAGGGCCGCAGCUGGUGCCCCGACUGCGUCGCUGCCGAGGACACGAUCAUGAGCGCCUUCCGCCUGCACGCCCCCGCCGACUGCAUCAUCCUGGUGGUGGACGUGGGCAGCCGGGAGUACUGGGUGGGCAAGGACAACGAGUUCCGGAAGCCACCCUACUCGGUGGACGGCAUCCCGGCCCUCCUCCGCUCGGGGGUGGAGCGCCUGGACCAGGACCAGCUGCUCAAAAAGAACCUGCUGGAGCUCUUCUUCGAGGAGACCGAUCCGCACAAGAGCGCUGUUGCCCAAUAAAGUGCCUCUGUGUCGCAUCACAAGA